CUCCCCUUUCCCGUGCCGCUGCCCUCCAAAACGCGAAUACGCUUUCUUUUGCUUCCGUCCCUUUCCCAUUCCUCCUCCGCCUCCUCGCCAUCCGCCGCGGCGCCGACCGGUCGAUCCCCUCCCCGCCGCCGCCAUGGGCCUCCUCUCGAACAGAAUCGGGAAGGAGAGCCUCAAGGCGGGGGAUCACAUCUACUCCUGGAGGGCCGCAUGGGUCUACGCGCAUCAUGGAAUAUAUGCAGGCGAUGAUAAGGUGAUCCAUUUUACUAGAGGAAGGGGCCAGGAGGUCGGAACAGGAACUUUCAUUGAUCUCCUCCUUGCGAGCUCUGGUCCUAAUACAAACAACAUUCCAUGUUCAAUAUGCAACAAUGAAGGUGCCACCAACAUGGAGACAAAUGGUGUGGUAUCCUCUUGCCUCAACUGCUUCCUGGCCGGGGGUGCCCUCUACCGUUUUGAGUAUGCUGUCAACCCAGCUCUUUUCCUUGCCAAAGCGCGAGGAGGGACGUGCACACUUGCCCCAACUGAUCCAGAUGAGGUAGUUGUCCGCCGUGCCAAUCACUUGCUCAGCAAUGGUUUCAGGUGCUACAACCUGUUCAAGAGCAACUGUGAGGACUUCGCGAUAUACUGCAAGACGGGCCUCCUUGUGGCAGAGCAAGGUGUUGUCGGGCAGAGUGGGCAGGCCAUCUCCAUCAUUGGUGGACCUCUUGCUGCGGUGAUUUCGACCCCAUUCCGCCUGGUGACGACGAAUGUCUAUGGAAUGGCGGUGAUGGCAGUAGGAGUGUAUUGUGCCAGCAGGUAUGCAGCUGACAUCGGUAACCGGCGGGAUGUGCUGAAAGUGGAAGUGGAGGACCUGACUGCUGGGCUGGCGAGUGGCAGGAUUCGUGCUGUGGAGAACAUCAGUCAGCUGGUUGCUCCGGCAGAAGCCCAAGGUCUGGUCGUAACCUCACCAGUUGCUGCUUAGGGUGCAACUCAGUCACACAAGACACAAAAACAUUACAUCGGGCUUCCGACUUUCUUCGGCAAAUAUGGAUGUUUCGUUGUUAAAUAUCGGUUGAAAUUGUACCAGAGUGAACCUCCCAUUCAGCAAUAGCUGUGUAAUCGGUGAAAAAUGUUUAUAAAUGUAACAUGUUUCUUCGAUAAACUGUUAUGUGUGGCCUGUCCACUGUUCUAUAUGUACGAACAUGGAAGAUUGGAGCUUAUAAGUCAUGAUUGUGGAGCUCUAUUUGUGGGACAAAAAA
This is a messenger RNA of Oryza brachyantha (malo sina), 1235 nucleotides long. Its product is annotated as protein LEAD-SENSITIVE 1. The transcript has 3 exons. The record is from RefSeq and is a predicted model, not a curated record. NCBI's taxonomy places the organism in Eukaryota, Viridiplantae, Streptophyta, Magnoliopsida, Poales, Poaceae. The coding region runs from base 134 to 958 and encodes 274 amino acids.